CUGGCUGGGGAGAGAAAGACAAAAAACAUCAGAGAAGAGAGAAGAUUUAUACAACAGGCCAGUCAAGAGAAGCUGGCACUUUUUCUUCUGCGCUGUCCGCUAAUUUAUCGCACAACAGCAGCAGCAGGGGCCGACGUUCCAAGGAACGACGCGUCGAACACCCGGUCUGUCUGUACGCAGGCUAGAGAGGAGAGGAGCCCUUGCGAACAACAGAUGCAGCAGCCGCUGUGAGGCGCCGAUCGCUCCGAAAACAGACUGGCGGAAGAAGGACUUCUUUGUGUCCGCACGCCAAGCGAGCUGGAGCGAGAAUGUAGAGUCGAGGACGCAACCUCAGCGGCGGCCCCUGAGCAAUGGCCAAGAAGCAGUUGAACAAUGUCGAAGUGCAAGUGUUCGAGAGCGAAUUGGCUUCCCUAGCAGUUCGAGAGACGGUCCUCCUGGAAAAUAAAAUGGACUUGCGGUCGAAGAGCAGGUACAGGACCAUCGUCUUGGCGUGCUUCCUGCUGGCGGUCUCCAGCAUCAUCUACUUGGGUUACUUUUGCUCCGACCAGGUGUGCGCGCUGUCUACGGCCAGCAGGCCAACAGCUGACCUGAGCACCUGGGCAGCGCUCAACCUGCCGUCCAUCGGUGACAACCUGGGCCGGCCUCUUGAAAGCGCCCUCAAGGGUCAGAGCCUCAGUUACGAUGAGGUGCAAAACGAGACUUUUGAUAUGAACGCUCACGACGUGAUGGUGUUCCUGCACAUUCAGAAGACCGGAGGCACAUCCUUCGGCAAGCACCUGGUGCGCGACCUCGACCUCAAGAGGCCGUGCACCUGCCACAGAAAGAGGAAGCGCUGCUACUGCUUCCGGCCGAACAGCACUGAAAACUGGCUCUUCAGCCGGUACUCCACGGGCUGGAAAUGUGGUCUGCACGCUGAUUGGACUGAGCUGACCAACUGUGUCGACGCAGAGUUGGACAAGAAUGAGGGCGGAGCGGUCAAAAGAAGAUACUUCUACCUGACGCUGCUGCGCGAUCCCGUCAGCCGCUACCUGUCUGAGUUCCGGCACGUGCAGCGCGGUGCCACUUGGCGCAACUCGCGGCACUGGUGCGGCGGGCGCGAGGCGACCGAGGAGGAGCUGCCGCACUGUUACUCAGGCGACACAUGGCAAGGUGUUGACCUGAGCCAGUUCCUCGCGUGUCCGCACAACUUAGCGUCCAACCGGCAGACGCGCAUGCUGGCAGACCUUGCGCUGGUCGGCUGCUACAACCGGACCUACUUGUCCCACGAGCAGCGGGACACGGUACUGCUCAGCUCAGCCAAGCGCAACCUGGCGGCGAUGGCCUUCUUUGGGCUGACCGAGUACCAGAAGAUCAGCCAGUACGUGUUCGAGGAGACGUUCAACUUGCGGUUCGCGGUGCCAUUCGAGCAGCACAACUCAACUGUGUCCGGCGCCACGAUGACCGAGCUGUCCGAGCAGCAGCUCGAGCUGGUCAAACGCGCCAACAACCUGGACAUCGAAUUGUACAACUUUGCCAAAGAGCUCAUGUACCGCAGGUUCGAACGGCUGAAGAACAAAGACAGCCGCUUUCAGGAGCGGUUCCAGCACCUGGGCGAAUUACCUUUCAAUUGGGACAAGCUGGAGGAAUGACACGCGGCCCCCACAGGGCCCUCUCGGCAGCUCCAUUUUCUUAUCUAAUCGUUUCAUAGUUAGAUUUUAUACGCAUUUAUGCACAACCAUUCGCCGAUUCAUUUCCUAUUGAGACUUGAAAAAUCACUAUUAAUUUAAACAAUUUGCCUUUUUUAAUGACAAUUUUAUAUUUUGUGAUCAAUACACUUGGAAAUUCUUGCUGGCUAUAUAAUCGUUUCAAACAAUUUGACUGAAUCGAUCAACAAGAAAUUUUUUAAGCUAUUCAGAAUAGGAGUAACGUAAUCAUUAUUGAAAAUGUGGGCAACGAUAAUUUAAACUUUUAAAUAAAAGCUAAUUUUAUAUGUCAAAAUUAAAAUUAUUCUGCUUGGAUUUUGGAAAGCUUCAAUAAAAAGUUUGACUGUUGCGACAGCCUAUAUAAAUUUCCAAGUCUCUUGAUCACAUUUAUAUUGCUGAUAAUAUGAGUGGCGUGGCUACACACUCAGCUAUAGAUUAGUUGACAGAUUAUAUCGUGCUGUUUCAACAAUGAAAGUAGAUAACUGCAGAUGAAACCGUCAUAGCUAGGGAGUCCAAUAGUUCAGAUAGAUGACGCUUGCGUGAUAUUUUUGCAGAGUAUAGCCCGUGGACAGAAAAUAAACAUUGGGAAAACGUCAA
This is a messenger RNA of Cloeon dipterum, 2279 nucleotides long. It is a transcript of the gene Hs6st, whose product is annotated as heparan sulfate 6-O-sulfotransferase. Gene Ontology annotation, cellular component: membrane. The transcript is spliced from 3 exons. Gene Ontology annotation, molecular function: heparan sulfate 6-sulfotransferase activity. Lineage: Eukaryota; Metazoa; Arthropoda; Insecta; Ephemeroptera; Baetidae. The coding region runs from base 351 to 1628 and encodes 425 amino acids. The record is from RefSeq and is a predicted model, not a curated record.